AUGGCAUCCUUUAAAGUGUCCAAGAUUUUCGUCAUUGGCGGAACGGGCGCUCAAGGCAUACCUGUUGUUCAAGAACUCGUUAGAGACGGACGGUAUCAAGUUCGCGUCAUGACCCGAGAUCCAACUAGUCGGCGGGCAAAGGAAUUGGCAGCUUUUCCUGGCGUAGAGCUAUUCAAAGGAACGUUUGCCAGCGAAGAAGACCUAACGAAGGGCUUUACUGGCUGUGACGGUGCUUUCGUGAACAUUGAUGGUUUCAAUUGUGGCGAGAAGGCCGAGAUGUUCUGGGGCAUACGAGCCUAUGAGAUAGCAAUCUCUAUUGGCUUGAAGUUCUAUGUGUGGGGUAAUCUUGACUACGGAUUAAAGAAGGGUAACUGGGAUCCACAAUUUCGAUGUGGGCACUAUGAUGGAAAAGGACGAGUGGGUGAGUGGAUCUUACAACAUCCGACUCCUCAUAUGGGGGUAGCUCUCUUCACCACAGGACCAUAUAUCGAUAUGGCGCUUUCUCCUCUGACGAUAAUGAGCCCUCGCAUCAUUGAUGGGGUGGUCACAUGGUCGGUCCCAUUAGGGGAUGGUGAAAUCGCUCAUGUAGCCCUCUCCGACUGUGGCAUAUACGUGCGCUGGCUGUUUGACAACACUGAUAGGGCCAAUGGCCUAGAUCUUGAGGUGGCGAUCUCCCACAUGUCCUAUUCUGACAUAGCUGCCGCCUUCACCAAGGUGACAGGGAGACCCGCACGGUAUAUCGAUGUUCCGUUUUCAGAAUAUUUCGAGGGAUUUAGCGGACGUGAAUCGGUUUUGGAUGUGCUGAAAAUUCCCCAUAUGAGUUUGAUGUCCAAAUUGCGAUUUGGGCUCGGUUUCUCUACCAAACGGCCGUCCUCUUACAAUGCCGACCCAGCUGAUCCUGCUACGCUGACUUUUGAAAAGAAUUUCACGGGUUUCUGGAACUUAUGGAGAGCGAGCAAAGGGAACAAGGGGGUCAUGCAGAGAAAUUAUGAGCUGCUUGACGAGAUCCACCCAAAUCGAAUUAAAAGUGCUGAAGAAUGGUUCAGGAAAGAGGCGCAGAAAGGUGAUUUAUGGGAGCGUGUGAAUAACAUGGCCCCAAUUCUGAAGUGGAGUGAGGAUGGUGCGCAAGGUCGUCUAUGA
Messenger RNA from Penicillium lagena, 1140 nucleotides. RefSeq names its product NmrA-like family protein. The record is from RefSeq and is a predicted model, not a curated record. Bases 1 to 1140 code for a protein of 379 amino acids. NCBI's taxonomy places the organism in Eukaryota, Fungi, Ascomycota, Eurotiomycetes, Eurotiales, Aspergillaceae. The transcript has 6 exons.